Lentinula edodes (shiitake mushroom) is the source of this 1040-nucleotide messenger RNA. RefSeq names its product Septin-type guanine nucleotide-binding (G) domain-containing protein. Gene Ontology annotation, biological process: cytoskeleton-dependent cytokinesis. The transcript has 8 exons. Lineage: Eukaryota; Fungi; Basidiomycota; Agaricomycetes; Agaricales; Omphalotaceae. The record is from RefSeq and is a predicted model, not a curated record. The annotation marks the transcript as partial. Gene Ontology annotation, cellular component: microtubule cytoskeleton; septin complex; cell division site. Gene Ontology annotation, molecular function: GTP binding; molecular adaptor activity; GTPase activity.
UGCCGCAAUUCCAAUACGAAAUCGACGAAGGUUUAUACUUUUCUCUGUGAACUCAACCACCACCUGGCCACCUGCGAAUUACCACGUAUCAAGCGUUAUCCGCCUCUCUCUUCGCCAUCUACUGAAAACGUUCGGGAUAUUUGAACUAUGCCACCCAAUAUCACAAAGCGAAGGCGAAGCAAGGCCAAGGGUGUUGGAUUUACUGUAAUGGUUGUCGGUGCCUCCGGGACUGGCAGGACUACCUUCGUCAACACCCUCUGCGAAUCCGAAGUUCUUCCUCACAAAGAUUGCGAUAAUCCGGAAACUGCUGCACUCGAAACAAGUCUUGCAAUCAAGCCGGUCAACGUCGAUAUCGAAGAGGACGGACUCAGGAUAAAUUUGACCAUCGUCGACACACCUGGUUUUGGGGAUAACGUCAAUAAUGACCUUGCCUUCCAAGAGAUCGUGAAUUACCUCGAACGCCAAUACGACGAUAUACUCGCAGAACAGUCGAGAAUCAAGCGUAAUCCACGUUUCCGUGACAAUAGGGUACACUGUUUGCUGUACUUUAUUCCUCCAACAGGUCAUUACCUGAGGGAAAUAGAUGUAGAAUUAAUGCAAAAGCUAUCACAUCGAGUCAACGUUAUUCCCGUUAUAGGUCGUUCGGAUUCGCUGACUUUGAGCGAAUUGAAGGCGUUCAAAAAACGAGUCAUGGAAGAUAUUUCGCAUUUCGAUAUUCCAGUGUACAACUUUCCUUAUGAUGUGGAGGAAGACGAUGAGGAUACUAUUCAAGAGAAUCAGGAGCUUAGGUCCUUGCUUCCCUUUGCCAUUAUGGGUUCCGAAGAGGAAGUCGAAAUCGAUGGCGAAUAUGUCCGCGCGCGGGUGUACCCAUGGGGUGUGGCUAUCGUUGACGACCCAGAACAUUCUGAUUUUAGUAGGCUUAGGGGCGCAAUCCUUGGUACUCAUCUCCAAGACCUCAAGUCGUUGACCGAGGACGUACUUUACGAGACUUACCGUACCGAGAAGCUUUCUAGGACCACCGGGUCAUAUAUGGAAGCUCG